CUGUGUUACAGUAUUAGUGCUACUUAACCCAUGAUUCUCAUCUCUUCUCCUUUUCUUCCUUUGCUGCUGUCACCUGCUGUGCAAAGUUCAAUCUUCUCUUCUUCUUCUUCUUCUUCUUCUUCUUCUAUUCCUUUCUUGCUGUCACCUGCUGUUUAAACAUACGGCUAUAUUCGUUUUCUUUUUGUGUCACUUGCGGUGUACUACCAAAAUAAGAAUUUAGAGAUGAGGCUGUUGAAAGUAGCAACCUGUAAUCUGAACCAGUGGUCAAUGGAUUUUGACUAUAAUUUGAACAACAUAAAGGACUCCAUAGCUAAGGCUAAAGAAGCUGGUGCAGUUAUUAGACUCGGUCCUGAGCUUGAAAUCACCGGUUAUGGCUGUGAAGAUCAUUUCUUGGAACUUGAUACUGUCACUCAUUCAUGGGAAUGCUUGAAAGAAAUUCUUGUUGGUGAUUGGACGGAUGGAAUAUUAUGCAGCAUAGGAAUGCCAGUUAUCAAGGGAUCAGCACGUUACAAUUGCCAAGUUUUAUGUAUGAACAGAAAGAUUAUAAUGAUACGCCCAAAGAUGAGACUUGCAGAGGGCGACAAUUCCAUGGAGCCUCGAUGGUUCAAGCCAUGGAAACAGAAAGAUCAGUUAGUGGAUUACCAACUCCCCAUUGAAAUUACAGAGGCAACAUCCCAGAAAUCAGUACCUUUUGGAUAUGGAUACAUUCAAUUUCUAGACACAUCUGUUGCUGCCGAAGUUUGCAAAGAGCUGUUUACCCCUUUCCCUCCUCAUGAUGAUCUAGCACUCAAUGGAGUUGAAGUUUUCAUGAACGCGAGUGCAAGCAUUCACCAAGUGGGAAAGGCACUAGAUUUUCGUUUCCGUGCUUUGAUAGGUGUUACUCGCAGCCUUGGCGGAGUCUACAUGUACAGCAAUCAGCGAGGAUGUGAUGGUGGUCGCCUUUACUACGAUGGAUGCUCUUGUGUUCUUGUAAAUGGAGAAGUGGUGUCUCUAGGCUCACAGUUUUCCUUAAAGGAUGUUGAGGUUGUGGUUUCCCAAGUGGAUUUGGAUGCGGUUGCUGCUAAAAGGGGCUCUUUAAGUAUUUUUCGACAAGAAGCAAGUGGUGAGACCAGAGUACCAUCAAUAGCAGCACCAUACAAACUCUGUCAACCUUUUAACCUGCAAAGGCCCAUUUCUAGCCCUAUGAAGAUCAGUCCUUACUCUCCUGAGGAGGAACUAGCUUUAGGCCCUGCUUGCUGGCUGUGGGACUACUUAAGAAGAAGUGAAGCUUCUGGAUUUUUGCUUCCUCUAUCUGGUGGAGCUGGUAGUUCUUCUGUGGCUGCUAUUGUUGGUAGCAUGUGCCAGCUUGUUGUGAAAGAGAUAGCAAACGGGGAUGAACAAGUCAAAGCUGAUGCAGUUCGAAUUGGAUGUUAUACCAAUGGACAAUUUCCCACAGACAGCAAAGAAUUUGCAAAGCGCAUAUUUUAUACUGUAUUCAUGGGCUCUGAAAACAGUUCUGAAUCUACGAGACGACGGGCAAAGGUUCUGGCAGAUGAGGUUGGUUCGUGGCAUUUAGAUGUUUCAAUAGACAUUGUUGUUUCUGCACUGUUAUCAGUCAUUCAAGCGCUUAUAGGCAAGCAAACACUAAAUAAGGUAGAUGGGGGCUCUGAUGUUGAGAAUCGAGGGUUACGGAACAUUCAAGCACGAAUCAGGAUGGUACUAGCACUAACCUUAGCCUCAGUCUUGCCAUGGGUUCACAAGAAAUCAGGGUUUCAUCUUGUUUUGAGCAGCUCUAAUAUGGACAAAGAAUUAAGUGGGCAACUAACAAAGUAUGGCUGUAGCUCAGCUGAUAUAAAUCCAAUCGGAAGCGUCAACAAACAGGAUAUUCAGGCAUUUCUGAGAUGGGCUGCCACCAAUCUUGGUUACUCAUCCUUGGCAGAUAUUGACGCAGCUCUACCAACUGUCAGUAAAAUUCCUGUUGUGAUUUGCAUAAUCAAUCGCCCAUUUGCUAAUCAUAAAACUACAUUUUGCAUAAAACAGCUUGAUGAUCCUGAAAGGGGAACAAUUGAAGAACUUUCUGCCUAUGGGAAAUGGAGAAAAAAUUUCCGAUGUGGUCCAGUAUCAAUGUUUAAGAAUCUCUGCCACCAAUGGGGUUCGACAUUAACACCAGCUGAGGUUGCUAAUAAAGUGAAGAAAUUCUUCGAGUGCUACUCCCUUAAUCGGCACAAAAUGACAGUGUUAACACCUUUUUAUCAUGCUCAGAGUUACUCACCAGAUGAUAACAGAUGUGAUCUUCGUCAAUUUCUCUACAAUAAAAGAUGGUCCUAUCAAUUCCGUAAGAUUGAUGAAAUUGUUCAGGACUUGGAUGGUGAUAAAGUUGGCAUCACGCAAUCAAGUAACUAGGAAGACAUUUGAGCUUCUUCUGGCUGAUCACAGGACUGUUUUGUGGCAGCAGGCUAAUAGGGCAUUAUUAAACCGACCUUUUGUAGGAAACAAAAGCUUGCCCACAGCUUCUUGGGCUUUUUGCCCAUUUAAGGGUCGAGGAGAAAAUAAUUUAUCAAUUUAGGGUCAGAUAGAAAAUUUUUAUAAAUUUGGAGUUGGAGACGCCUACGCCUGUUAGAAUAUUUUUUUUUUCAAAUAUAUGUGCUGGCCGACGUUGCGCCAA
Messenger RNA from Manihot esculenta (cassava), 2644 nucleotides. RefSeq names its product glutamine-dependent NAD(+) synthetase. The transcript is spliced from 13 exons. The coding region runs from base 223 to 2382 and encodes 719 amino acids. Gene Ontology annotation, cellular component: cytoplasm. Gene Ontology annotation, molecular function: NAD+ synthase (glutamine-hydrolyzing) activity; glutaminase activity; ATP binding. The record is from RefSeq and is a predicted model, not a curated record. NCBI's taxonomy places the organism in Eukaryota, Viridiplantae, Streptophyta, Magnoliopsida, Malpighiales, Euphorbiaceae. Gene Ontology annotation, biological process: NAD+ biosynthetic process.